Messenger RNA from Frankliniella occidentalis (western flower thrips), 2925 nucleotides. RefSeq names its product P2R1A-PPP2R2A-interacting phosphatase regulator 1. The coding region runs from base 487 to 1365 and encodes 292 amino acids. The transcript has 5 exons. The record is from RefSeq and is a predicted model, not a curated record. NCBI's taxonomy places the organism in Eukaryota, Metazoa, Arthropoda, Insecta, Thysanoptera, Thripidae. Gene Ontology annotation, molecular function: protein serine/threonine phosphatase inhibitor activity.
UUUCAUCCCGAUGGGUCUCGCUCCUUACCUCAGGUUUCGGAUUUGUCAAGAGUGUGUGGUGUUUGCGAAGGAGUAUUUUUCUCCAAAUCGUGUCUCAUUGUUGAUGAAAUUUUAAGUGCGUUGUUGUGGUUAUCUUUUUGACGCAGUGUACUAGUUUUGUUCGGUCGUAGAAGAAGAUUGAGAGCAUAUAGUAGAACCAAAGGCCUGAGCCUGAGCCUGUCGUUCGGCUCCGCAACUGUCGGCCUCGCCGCUGGGCCUUUCUUUGGGUGAACUCUUGUCAUUUUCAAGUCCCUGGUACCAUUGAAAUUCUUCUGCUCGGUGAAUUUUGAUGGAACGAGUUCAAAAUGUAUCUCGACAGUUCUCUUGUCACGAGAUAAGAUCUCCCUCUACACAGUCUCGACGAAGUGGCAUUGAGUGUCCUGGUGUUCCUGCCGUCCCGGAACGAUCAAGUUAUUAUGUUUGAUCUGACCGACUACUCAAGGCGAAAUGGCAGGGAAUAUGUCGUCUGCCAUGGAUGUUGAUCCGCCUGCGAGUUUGAAGCGAUCGAAUAGUGCUCCCAUGAUAAACGAACUUAAUUCCAACAUGGCAGCAGCUACAGGGGCAGCAUCCCCCACCGCGGCUGCAGUCAGAGAAACCUCAUCACUUAGUAUAUUUCAAUCAACAAGGACUCGGCGCUUCAGUGGAAGCAGUUUUACUUCCCACAGUGCUGGGAGUUCUCCCAGACCUUCACCUCGAGUCAGUCAGUUGAAAAAAGAAGAAUGUUUAGAUAUAGCAAGAAGUGAAGCUGCUCAUGAGAAAGAAAUACAUUCAGCCAUUCAGAUGUCACAAUCAUGUGAGGAUCUUACGUUAGAUCUAGCUGGAAACCUCAGUUGCAGUGACAAUGAGUCGGAGAGAAAAAUUCUUGGGCCACGAGAACCACUUCAUCUCAAUCUGCCGCCCCAUUCUCCUGUAUGCUCUUCACCUUCACCAACCCGAUCUGGCCUGAACCGCCAACUUUUUACACCAAUGGGAAAUAGUCCCACAAGAAAAUCAUAUACUACUAGACGCAGUCAAAGCCCUCAAAUGCGAGCCAGCACCUUGGGCCCUGCAGUGAAGAGAAAGUUUGAAUUAGAUGAUGCUGAGCAAUACCGAUCCCCUCCAACCAAGCGAUUGAGCACAGGAAAUGGAAGUGGUAAUGGAAGUGGUCUCCUUAUGGCCCAGCACAGACUAGACCAAGGAUCAAGUCCUCUACCAGGGUCUUUGAGCUCUGUUGGUACUCCUGAUUCUUUGUCUAGUGCAGACUCUCCUAACUUUACGUUUCGACCCCUGGACAGUCCUUCACCAGGACAAGCACACACUGGUCCAUCGGAUCACAGCCCUAGCUAGUGAACAAAGUGUGUUAUAUUUUCUCUAGUCGUUAAAGCAUAACCUACAGUAAUGUGUUGAAGCCUUCUGCAUUCUGUAGAUCUUAUUCCUCAGGCUGUUGCUGAAGCUGUCUUAAGACCUUACAUCCCAUCCUGUAAAUAGAACUGGGCUCUGUCUGUUGGUGGCUAUGAUACCAACACUGCUACUAUUCAUGUGAAUAGAGACAUGUUGAUCUAAGCCUAGAUUAAACACCAGACAAGUCACUGACAAUCGUAGUACCUUUUUUCCAUAGGUACUGCUCCAAACGCAACUCAGUUGUGUGACAUGUUUCAAAAACUGGGCAUGUGUUGGUUGGUGCAUUGCCUUCAUGAAGACUGAUUGGAGAGGCAAGGUGGAUGCUUGUAAGACUGAAAGUAUGUUCUUCUCUAUCAGAUGCAAAUCAUCUCUAGUCAGAGUUUGGCAGGCUUUGCAACACUGUUAGUAGAAAUUAUCACCCAAUUAUUGAAUUACCGUAUUAACAUUUCAUGGAACUGUUGUUUUUCAUUAUCAUUGUUAAGUACAUAUAGAGGAAAGGGUGGACUUUGAUUCCAUAUUAGUUUUAUUUGUUAUCUGUGAAUUAUGUUAGUGAAACAUCACUGGACUUUUCUAAAAAAUGAAGUUUUGGAUUUUUUUUCUCCAAGGUAAUUAAAAAAUAAUAAUGAGACCUGCGUAGACUUGUGAUUCUUACUCAAAUGGAGCUACUCAUCAAUUUAUUUUAGCUGUAGUAAUUUUGCCUUCAGCUUGUUGAAUGAAGAAUGUGUGGUUAAUCCAGCUUGAUGUUUACCAAUUAAACUUAGCAGUCCUCUUGAUUCUUUCUUACUCUUCUGGAAGGACUUUUCCCUCUGUAUUUAUAUAAUUAAUUAGUCGUCAAUGGAAAGAUAAGUCUAUAAACUUUGUCAUUGCAAAUGACUUUUCUUUGAGGAGCGAAUGGAGUUAAGCUACAAUACAUGCCAUUUAUCCCUCAAACAUCCUUUAAUGAUGUAAUUUAUCUGCGUAUCUUCUGAAUAACUUUAAAACUCCUUCAAUAACUCUUUUGCAAACAUUUUGAGAAGCUGUGUUGUGUAGUACAAAUCAAGGAGUCUGGGAAAUGUUUCUCCUCAAUAGUGGACCCAGUUUUCUCAUGAUGAACUUUUAUGUCUGUUACAAAUUUAUUUCUUUUACAGAGCCUUUUUUUAUUUGACUCUUCUCACAUCAUGGUUAAAUUAGAGUGAGUUGAAUUUGUUUAACUGUUUUGUGUAACUUUAAAACAUGGAAUAUUGGUUUAAAACAAAUCAAAGUCCUGACAGAACUUUCAUCAGUAGAGUGCUAAGAGUAACAAGAGACUAUGGUUUUUUUAUCUGUUUGUGACUAUGUUUUAUUUUUAAACGUCACAUUUUAUUAUCAGUGCAUCUAAAUUUCACCGCGUGGUUUUGUGUUACUUGCGCCAAAGUUGAGAAACCAAGCAGUUUCCUUGUGUGUAACACUUUGUGUUUUUUUUACAAUGUUCUGUGAGAAGCCUUCUUACUCUAACUCAUUUUUUCAUUAAAAUUUGGCAUGUCAAAA